AUGGCCAUGUCUGGUGUUUCUGUUGCGGACGAGUGCGUCACGGCGCUCAAUGAUCUCCGCCACAAGAAGUCCCGCUACGUGAUUAUGCACAUCGUUGAUCAAAAGUCCAUUGCCGUGAAAACUAUUGGCGAGCGAGGCGCCAACUUUGAUCAGUUCAUUGAGGCCAUUGACAAAAAUGUGCCAUGUUACGCUGCUUUUGACUUUGAGUAUACCACCAAUGACGGCCCUCGUGACAAAUUAAUUCUCAUCAGUUGGAAUCCCGAUUCCGGAGCCCCACGCACGAAGAUGUUGUACAGCAGCAGCCGCGACGCUCUCGUGCCCCUCACGCAGGGUUUCCAGGGAAUUCAGGCAAAUGAUGCAUCGGGACUUGACUUUGAGGAAAUCUCCCGCAAAGUGAAGUCGAACCGGUAA
Molecule: messenger RNA, 411 nt
Organism: Trypanosoma brucei brucei TREU927
Lineage: Eukaryota; Euglenozoa; Kinetoplastea; Trypanosomatida; Trypanosomatidae
Product: cofilin/actin depolymerizing factor, putative
Exons: 1
Coding region: 1-411 (136 amino acids)
Biological process (GO): actin filament depolymerization
Cellular component (GO): cytoplasm; actin cytoskeleton
Molecular function (GO): actin filament binding
Source: RefSeq, a predicted model, not a curated record